Messenger RNA from Grosmannia clavigera kw1407, 819 nucleotides. RefSeq names its product short chain dehydrogenase reductase. The record is from RefSeq and is a predicted model, not a curated record. The coding region runs from base 1 to 819 and encodes 272 amino acids. Lineage: Eukaryota; Fungi; Ascomycota; Sordariomycetes; Ophiostomatales; Ophiostomataceae. The transcript is spliced from 3 exons.
AUGUCGCUACGCAAAGCUGCACUCGUGACUGCGGGGAGCGCCGGUCUGGGUGCCGCUAUCGCCCGUGUCCUCGCUCUGAACCUGGGCAUGAGCGUCACCGUCAACUAUGCGCACGAUGCAGGGCGCGCCGAGGCACUGGUGCGCGAGCUCCGGUCUGGCUGGCAAAAAAGCAGUCACGUGAGUGGAAAGGAAGGCCAACCGUCUGUACUGCCGCCGUCCUUUACUGCCAUCCAGGCCGACUUGUCGGACAAGUCCCAAGUGGCACGUCUCGUGCGCGAGGCGGCGGCAGCAGCCGGUGGUCGGCUCGACGUCGUCGUGUCCAAUGUCGGGUGGACGCGCAUGCGCAACUUUGCCGACCUCGACGACGGCGUGGACGAGGCCGACUGGGACCGCUGCUUUGCCGUCAACGUCAAGUCGCACCUCUGGCUCUUCCACGCAGCCCGCCCCUGGCUCGAGGAGAGCAACAGUCGUGAGGCUGGGUCGGCUGUGUUCGUCAGCACGGCCAGCGUGGCUGGCGUGAAGCCGAGUGGAAGCAGCCUGCCGUAUGCUGUCACCAAGGCAGCCCAGAUCCACCUGAUCAAGUCCCUGGCCACGAUCGCGGCCCCUACGAUCCGCGUCAACUCCGUCUCACCGGGCGUCCUGCUGACGGACUGGGGCCUCUCGUUUCCGGCCGAGCGGCUGGACGAGACCAAGCGACGAAACGCGCUGCAGCGGUUCGCCACCGUCGAGGAUGUGGCCGCUCAGGUGAAGCUGUACGUGACGUCCAAGUCGGUGACCGGACAGAACGCUGUGGUCGAUGCCGGGUAUACUCUAUCGUAA